AUGAAGACAGCCAACCACACAGAAAUAAGAGAGUUUAUUUUCCAAGGUUUCUCCAGUUUCCAAGACCAUCAACUCACACUCUUUGUGGUAUUUCUUACCCUGUACAUGCUGACUCUGGCUGGCAAUGUCAUCAUUGUGACUGUUAUCCAUAUUGACCAUCACCUCCACACCCCCAUGUACUUCUUCCUAAGUGUCCUCUCCACUUCAGAGACUUUCUACUCCCUGGUCAUUAUUCCCCGUAUGCUUUCUAGCCUUGUAGGCUUGAGUCAAUCCAUCUCCCUGGAGGGCUGUGGGACACAGCUCUUUUUCUUCCUUGGCUUUGCCAUCACCAACUGUCUCCUGCUAGCAGUAAUGGGGUAUGAUCGUUAUGUGGCCAUCUGCAACCCUUUGCGUUACUCAGUCAUCAUGAAUUGGAGGAUCUGCACCAUGCUGGCAUCCUCUGUCUGUGCUAUAGGGUUCUCACUUUCAUUGGUGCAGGCAGUGGUCAUUUUCAGACUGCCCUUUUGUGACUCCCUGAUUGAACAUUUCUUCUGUGAUGUCCGACCUGUGCUGGACUUGGCCUGUGCUACCCCAAGCAUCAAUGAUAUCUUGACCUUAAUUAUCACCCUCCUGGCUGUCACCAACCCUGCCAUCUUCCUCUUCAUCUCUUAUGUCCUCAUUAUUUCCACCAUUCUUAAGAUUGCCUCGGCUGAAGGCCGAAAGAAGACUUUUGCCACCUGUGCCUCCCACCUCACUGUGGUCAUUAUCCACUAUGGCUGUGCCUCCAUUGCUUACUUCAAGCCCAAAUCAGAGAACACCAAAGAUCAAGAUCAGUUAAUCUCAGUGACCUAUACAGUCAUAACUCCCCUAUUGAACCCUGUUGUGUACAGUUUGAGAAAUAAAGAAGUCCAGGAUGCAGUGCACAGAGUGAUGGGUCGAAAAUCACUUUAUUAA
Molecule: messenger RNA, 933 nt
Organism: Orycteropus afer afer
Lineage: Eukaryota; Metazoa; Chordata; Mammalia; Tubulidentata; Orycteropodidae
Source: RefSeq, a predicted model, not a curated record